Molecule: messenger RNA, 804 nt
Organism: Perca fluviatilis (European perch)
Lineage: Eukaryota; Metazoa; Chordata; Actinopteri; Perciformes; Percidae
Gene: arg1
Product: arginase 1
Cellular component (GO): nucleus; cytosol; cytoplasm
Molecular function (GO): manganese ion binding; arginase activity
Source: RefSeq, a predicted model, not a curated record
AUUUCCGUCCUGCCGAACUUCUCUUGGAUCAAACCGUGUUUAUCGGCCAAAGAUCUCGUUUACAUCGGCCUGAGAGACGUGGAUCCAGCAGAGCACUACAUCCUGAAGCUCCUGGGGGUGAAGGUGUUCUCCAUGUCCGAGGUGGAUCAACUGGGCAUAGCUAAAGUCAUGGAGGAGACGUGUGACUACCUCUCUGCCAAAGUGAAGAAACCGAUCCACCUGAGCUACGACAUCGAUGCUAUAGACCCCUCUGUUACCCCGGCAACAGGGACACCUGUAGUCGGAGGGCUCACCUACAGAGAGGGAGUCUACAUCGCCGAACACCUCGGUCAGACAGGUCUUCUGUCAGCAGUGGACAUGGUGGAGGUGAAUCCUCUGAGGGGUCAAAGUGACGAGGACGUCCGGUCCACAGUCAGCACGGCCGUGGAUCUGCUGCUCGGAUGUUUCGGACGCCUCCGUGAGGGAAACCACUCACCGGAUUACCGCCUGCCCGAGCCUUGACGGCGGACAACGCUGAAGUCUCUGACUGAACUGACGGACGCCUGAACGUCUCUGAUGAAGGGGACAAUCAGAUUUUAACUUCAGAGAUGAUUAAACUCCUGUAAUGUGAUGUCAGAGUGCAGGUGCAAGCUUGUGUUUAAACCAAAGAAACAAAGAUUUCCGUCUGGACGAAGCGCUUGCUCUCAGGAAUUUUAAAAACAUAAAAAGCACAAAUUAUGUAAUUUAUUGAUUAAUCUACUGUAUUAAGUAUCUUUUUGAUUUUGUCUAUAAAUUAUCAGAAAAGAAUAAAACAUUAAAGAAUGA